Molecule: messenger RNA, 4514 nt
Organism: Alligator mississippiensis (American alligator)
Lineage: Eukaryota; Metazoa; Chordata; Crocodylia; Alligatoridae
Product: C-type lectin domain family 4 member E
Source: RefSeq, a predicted model, not a curated record
UCUGCCUGGGCCAUCAGUCCUUUGGGACACCAGCCCUGAUCAGGCAGUAUGCUCUGCAAUAGGAGACUUGGGAGCAGGGAGGGGAGAGCAAGCUCCUGGCAGAAAAGAUGAGCACAGAGAGGAGACCCAGGCCUGGAGGUAACGUGAUCACUGGGGUUUCUUUUCUUGUGUUUUGAAGGAAGUGGGUGGAAACAAGGGGCUGGAGAAGGCAGAGGAGGGAGAAAUGGAUGAGGUCCAAGCAAGAGAAGAGUUUGAGAGGAAACAGCGAUGGAGAGGAGGGAAGAGACCCACAGAGAGAAGGGAACUGAGAAGAUAUGGGGCUUGGCAGAGCACGCCACAAGAAAAAGGCCCUGCCGAGGAGAGAGGAGGCUGCCCCUGGCUGAGCCUCUGGACUACUCUGAUUCCUGCCCUUGCUCUCAAAGCCUGUGUCAUGUGUGGCUGCCUUGUUCUCCUCGUUAGACAGCGCUGUGAAGAGCACAAGAUUCUGCGCCAGACGUCUACUGAGUGGCACUGUGUCCUGGAGACACCGGAGAGUAAAGCACAGGCCUGGAUGUGCUGCCCUGUGGGCUGGAAGCCCUUCCAUACCAGCUGCUACUACUUGUCCUCUGACACCAAACCCUGGGAAUUUCCUGCUCAGUUGGGUAAAAGAUGUUACAGACAGACAAAGCAAAGACUCUAUCAAGGAUUUCCUGCUCAAUUUGUUAAAAGGAACUAUUACGGCAGGCAAGAGAGGAGUUACUACAUUGGUCUCAGUUCCCAGAAGGUGGAAGGCCAAUGGCACUGGGUGGAUCAGACCCCGUAUAACCAGGCCACAACGUUUUGGAGGCCUAAGGAACCAAGUUUCCUCGACAAUGAGACAUGCACGGUCUUCCACAUGGAUAUAAAUCAACAAGGGAACAGGAACUGGAAAAACAACCCUUGUACCCAUGAUUUUUAUCGAAUUUGUGAGACUACAGCAGCCAAUAUUUGAGGAGAAAGCCCUUCCCAUGUGGGGUCUGAAAGCAGAGAGAGGUGGUCGCUUUCCUUGGGGAGCUCCCAAGGAGAUGGACAGGGGGUUUGAAUGUACCCUGGAAGCUGGGACUGUAGGUUUACAGGGGGGGUUGGGGAGGAGGUUCCUGGGCAGUAGCCUGAACUCAUCAUCAGUAAAAGCUCUUAGAAAAAAAUCCUAAUGGCUAAAACACAUGUAUAGUGGAAAAAGCCAGCUUCCAACAGAGCUUUGCUUGUAAUAUCAACAAAACUGCCCAUGAUAUCACCCUAGGAGGGCAAUGGAAAAGUGGGGUAGAGGGGAAGGGCUGAAGGCAUUGCCAAGGAAGUGCUGAAGACAGUCACCAUUCACUAUAUGAAACCAGCCUGUGCCCCCCCUCUCCCAUCCCCAGAGUCCCUUGGAAUGGUCUACUGGGGGAAGAGCUUUGCACAGAGGUAAAGGGGAAGCUCUAGCUUUGCUUACUGAAUACUUGGGAGAGGAGCUGUGCCCUUCUCUGUACAAACCACUGACUGACCCUAGCAUUGACCAAUACAGAUAAGGAAUUUUGACUACUUUGUUUGUCUUUAGCUGGUUGUGAAGGAUUUCCCAGCUGGGGAAGGGAAGGAAUGGGGCAGAGAUGAGGCAACAUUUCUGGGGAAAUGACAGGUGCUGCUCUGCUCUUCUGUGGUGCCACAGCCUUGAGCAGCAUGCAUGCAUCGCUCCUCCAGCCAAGUAUAUGUUGGUGGGCUGAAAGGAGGCAUGCUUAAGGGACAUGAGGCCAGAUGUCAGUAGAGCCCUAUGUUCCCCAUGACCUGAAGGCUUAGGAGGGCAGGGCUCUCUGCUCCUCUGCUGGGGAGGACAGGAAAAGCCAGCUCUGUCCAGCCUCAUUCCCAUGCUGAUGACCCAGAAUCCUGCUGUUCAGGCAUUGUGGUGGUGUUGGGCAUUGGCCAAGUGUUAAGUGUAUUUGUGAUGGUGAUGGCUAUCUGUAUUGUGUGCUGAGAGGGCAGGGAUCUCAGUGUGCCCUGAAUAGAGAGUCUCCAAGAGAGCAGUAGCUCUGCAUUAUGGCUGGGUAGAGACACUGGGUUCCAAGGCAAAAGUGCCUAGUCAGAGAGUGGGAGCUGUGCAUUCAGAAGCAGAGCAGUGGGAAUGGACAACUCUUAGCCACCUGAGACUGACCAGACCUGGAGGGCACAAUUUGGCUUGGGACUGUAAUCAGCUGAACAUGGAAUAGAUGAGGCUGGAGAGGCUGACCCCCUCAGGGAUUAAUUUGGGCUAGUUCUGGAGCUGUGGACAGAUGCUAUAUUUGAAGCACUCCAAGUGCCUUUCAAACAUUUCAGAAAGUAAGGGUGCAGAUGUUCAUGCCUGAUAAAAAGCUUCAGAAACAGCUGAACCACUUCAGGGGGGUCGGACUUGAUGACCAGGGGGUCGGACUCGAUAUCUUUGAAGCUCCUCACUUUGAAAUACUUCAUGUAAAGUAUGCAUUUUCCAGUGGAGCCUGAUAGAUUUCUCAGCCUUCCCAUACCCCUUAGUGGUCCUCUCCUGCCCACUAUGGUCCAAGUAGCCACCUCUGUGACAUAUGACAAACUCCAUUUCUCUGAAGCACAGGCGUAUUAGAUACUACAAACCUGUUUGCUCUUUAUUGCACAAGGCUGGUUCCUUGUUUUUACUGGGCCUUCCUUAUCUGACUUUCUUACUAUCUGUUGUUGUUCUGCUAAGUCUCCAAGUCUAUGUGCAAACUGCACAUCAGCUGUUUGUGGCAGUUUGGAGUUGCUACCAUUCAUCCAGAGAAUCUCAGGAAUCUUGCUACUUAAGUUAAGUAGCUGCAACAUGCCAUCUGCUUUCCUCUCUACAAGGUGCUAUACCAAAACAGCAUCAAUGACCUGUUUGGAUCAUGUUACCUGAAGCCAACAUCCACAAUGUGCUUACCAGCCUCAUCUGCCUCAUACUCAAGGUGCACUACCACCUGGAAGCAGGCAGGGGUACUGGACCUAUUUUCCUUUUGGGGCAAAGAGGAAACCCAGCAGAAGCUCAGAACAAGCACCAUAAACAGUCUGUGUUCAAGCAUAUUCCUGCUGAAAUGGAAACCACAGCCACAACCAUAACUGGCUUUGAUGUGGCACUAGUGCUAAAGUGUUGAUGGUGUACUACAAGAGAGACCAAGAUGCCACUUCGGUCUCCAGAGUCCAGUCAUCUGCAGUCAUCUGCAGAGUGACACAUGCCUACUUACAAGAACCUGUCAAGGAUCCUUGAAGGGUAUGACUGUAGAGCCCCACUAUCUGGUCAACACCACAGGUAACCCUCAGCCUACUGAAAACUCUGAUGUCUCCAACCAGGAGGAAGGGGAAGCUCUACUGCAAGCUGUCCCUGAUAUGGCUCAGAAAAACACAGGAGGGGCAGGAAGAUUUAGUGGGUUCCCUCCUCCUUUUGGGAUAAGAAAUAUGAGGUUUACCACCUAUUCCCCUGGGAGACUUCCCAUGAGACUAACAUCUACCAAGUCAUGCCGUCCUGGAGACCUUCUCCUCGACACUAUACCAGAUCAUGCCACAGCAGGCCAACUCCAUGGUGUUCCAUUCAGUCUUGUCCUUGUGACAGGCUGGCUGGUAGUGAUUUAGCCCAGGGGUUUUGAAAGAGCAAAAGAUGAUUGGAGGACUUGGGAUUCUCUUUCCUCACCAAUCUGGUAAUGAUUUGGCCCAGAGGUUUUGAAGGGGUAAAAGAUGAUUGGAGGACUUGGGAUUCCCUUUCCUCACCAAUCAGGCCCAAGAGACUCACCCUCCAUGUCCCCUGAUUGGCCCCUUGGGUCACCAGGAGGGGGAUAAAAGGGGCAGCACGGCUGACUCAAGGGAGACUAGCGAGGGACCACAAGGAAGGAGAUUCAAAGAGCUGGCAAGAGCUGGGCCAGCGGGGCGGGAGCAGUUGCCCCAGAAGAGCCUGAAGGAGUGGGACCUGCAGGCAGCAGUUGGGCCCUCAGCACCGCGGCAUGUGGCCAGCAGGAGAGGCUCCCCAACUCCAGCAAGGAUGUGAGCAGUGACCUGAGAGGUUUCCAGCCCUGCUCCCAGCUCCUCCAGUAAGAGGCCAGGCAGCUCAACAUGAGGCUGGGGCUCCUGGAAGGUCAAGACCCCUAGCAGCUUAAAGCUGUGCCAGUACUGGUGGCUGUGUGGUAGAGUUUUGACCUACCAUGUGGGAGAUUUGACUUCAAGUCCCAGCUAGGGUGAGUGAGUUAACAAGAAGAAAUCCUGCUUACAGUGGAAAGGGGUCAUUGUGUUCCCUGCCUUUCUCCCCCUCCAGGUAUCUAGGCCCUAUAUUCCUUGACAUCUUGUAUUUUGUGCCUUUUGUAGUUCACCAACCAGUAUUGUUUGUUCUGCUGUUUGUGUUUUACAUUGUGGUUAACCCUGUCUUUUGUCAACUGGAUGAAUAUGUCUGUGAUUGUAAGUGUCUAACCUUUAUUGAAUCCUGCCCCCUCAGGGCAUUGUAGUGUCCCCUACACCCCCUGGUUUAUACUGGUUAUGUUCCCAGUAUUGUUCUCUUAUUAAAAGGUAUAUGGUUAAGUCCC